Cryptococcus wingfieldii CBS 7118 is the source of this 2520-nucleotide messenger RNA. RefSeq names its product phosphoketolase. The transcript has 5 exons. NCBI's taxonomy places the organism in Eukaryota, Fungi, Basidiomycota, Tremellomycetes, Tremellales, Cryptococcaceae. Gene Ontology annotation, biological process: carbohydrate metabolic process. Bases 1 to 2520 code for a protein of 839 amino acids. The record is from RefSeq and is a predicted model, not a curated record. Gene Ontology annotation, molecular function: aldehyde-lyase activity.
AUGAGCGACUCCCACUCCCUCACCUCCUUCGGCACCGCCCGCGCCACCGUCAAGGGCGCACCCCUCAGCAAGCAUGACCUCGAACAGACAGACGCCUACAUGCGCGCAUCCCUCUACCUCUGCUUGGGCAUGCUCUACCUCAAGCAGAACCCGCUGCUCAAGGAGCCGCUGACCAAGGAGCACCUCAAGGCUAGGCUCUUGGGGCACUGGGGGUCGGACAGUGGGCAGAUAUUCACGUAUAUCCAUUUCAACAGGUUGAUCAAGAAGUAUGAUUUGGAUGCGCUCUAUGUUUCGGGGCCAGGCCACGGCGCACCCGCCGUCCUCUCCCAGUCCUACCUCGAAGGCGUCUACUCGGAAGUCUACCCCAACAUCACCGAAGACGUCGAAGGCAUGCGCCUCUUCUUCAAGCAAUUCUCAUUCCCUGGCGGUGUCGGUUCCCAUGCUACCCCCGAGACCCCUGGUUCUCUGCACGAAGGCGGAGAGCUGGGGUAUUCCAUCUCGCACGCUUUCGGAACCGUGUUUGACCAUCCCGAGUUGAUUACUUUGACGAUGGUGGGCGAUGGGGAGAGUGAGACUGGGCCGUUGGCGACGUCUUGGCACAGUACCAAGUUUUUGAACCCCAUCACCGACGGCGCCGUUCUCCCUGUCCUGCACCUCAACGGCUACAAGAUCAACAACCCCACCGUCCUCGCCCGUAUCUCGCACGAAGAGAUCGAAGCCCUCUUCAUCGGCUACGGCUGGAAACCCUACUUUGUCGAAGGCUCCGACCUCGAAUCCAUGCACCAAGCCAUGGCCGCCACCCUCGAGCAGUGCGUCCUCGACAUCAAGGGCUACCAGAAGCAAGCCCGGGAGUCUGGCAAGGCGUUCAGACCCAAGUGGCCGAUGGUCAUCCUCCGUUCGCCUAAAGGUUGGACAGCGCCGAGGAACGUAUCGGGGCAUCACCUCGAAGGCUACUGGCGUGCGCAUCAGAUCCCCCUCGCCGACGUCGCUACCAGCUCGGAGCAUCUCAAGCUGUUGGUAGACUGGAUGAAGGGCUACAAGCCCGAAGAGCUCUUCACGCCCGAAGGCAAGCUUAUCCCAGAGCUCAAGGAGUUGCCGCCAAAGGGUAAUAAGAGGAUGUCGGCGAAUCCUGUGGCGAAUGGGGGUACGAUCCGCAAGGCGCUGCGACUGCCCGACUUUGGCAAGUAUGCGUUCACAAACAUCUCCCCUGGCGCAUCCCUCGGUCCGAGCAUGGCCAACAUGGCCAUCUGGCUUCGAGACGUCAUUGCGCAGAACCAAACCAACUUUAGACUGUUUGGUCCGGAUGAGACCGAGAGUAACAAGUUGGGCAAGGUGUAUGAGGCGGGCAAGAAGGUGUGGAUGGGCGAGUAUCUGGAGGAGGAUGGGGAUGCAGGGAACUUGGCGCAUGAAGGGAGGGUGAUGGAGAUUCUGUCGGAGCAUACUGUCGAAGGUUGGCUUGAGGGAUACGUCUUGUCCGGCCGACACGGUCUUCUCAACUCGUAUGAACCAUUCAUCCACAUUAUCGACUCCAUGGUGAACCAGCACUGCAAAUGGAUCGAGAAAUGCCUCGAAGUCGAAUGGCGCGCCAAAGUCUCCUCGCUCAACAUUCUCCUCACCGCUACGGUCUGGAGGCAGGACCACAACGGGUUCACGCACCAAGACCCGGGGUUCCUCGAUGUCGUCGCCAACAAGUCUCCCGAAGUCGUGCGCAUCUACCUCCCUCCCGACGGCAAUACCCUUCUAUCAACCAUGUCCCACUGCCUCGAGAGCAAAAACUACGUCAACGUCAUCGUCGCAGACAAACAAGACCAUCUCCAGUACCUCACCAUGGAGGAAGCCAAGAUCCACUGUACCAAGGGUCUCGGUAUAUGGGAGUGGGCGUGUGUCGGGGAUGCGAACGAAGAGCCUGAUUUGGUCAUGGCUUGUUGUGGGGAUGUGCCUACUAUGGAGUCACUGGCUGCGACGGCGUUGUUGAAGGAGUAUUUGCCAGAGUUGAAGAUUAGAUUUGUCAACGUUGUUGACUUGUUCAAGUUGAUUGAUCAUGAGGAUCACCCGCAUGGGUUAACAAACCACGAGUGGACCUCCUACUUUACGGCCAACACCCCCAUCAUCUUCAACUUCCACUCCUACCCCUGGCUCAUCCACCGCCUCACCUACAAACGCCCCGGACACCUCAACAUCCACGUCCGCGGCUACAAAGAAAAGGGCAACAUCGACACUCCCCUCGAGCUCGCUAUCCGAAACCAAACCGACCGAUACUCGCUCGCCAUCGACGCUAUCGACCGCUUGCCCAACCUCAAGAACAAGGGGAGCGUGGCGAGGGAGAAGCUGUUGGGGGCGCAGAUCAAGGCGAAGGAGUGGGCGUAUGAGCAUGGGAUCGAUCCGGAGGAGGUGCGGGGGUGGAAGUGGCCGUAUGGGGAGGAUAAGGGGAAGAAGGGGGUGUUGGAGAGUUUGGCGAGUGGGGUGGUUGGGGGUGGGGAGAAUAAGAAGCAGGUGGCUAGUGUCGGGACGAGCGAGUAG